Messenger RNA from Schistocerca americana (American grasshopper), 3188 nucleotides. RefSeq names its product CCR4-NOT transcription complex subunit 2 (gene Rga). Gene Ontology annotation, biological process: nuclear-transcribed mRNA poly(A) tail shortening; regulation of DNA-templated transcription; regulation of stem cell population maintenance. NCBI's taxonomy places the organism in Eukaryota, Metazoa, Arthropoda, Insecta, Orthoptera, Acrididae. The transcript is spliced from 8 exons. Gene Ontology annotation, cellular component: P-body; CCR4-NOT core complex. The coding region runs from base 421 to 1761 and encodes 446 amino acids. The record is from RefSeq and is a predicted model, not a curated record.
CAACUAGUACAUACACUGAGUUAUACUGCCUAUGUAGUGUUCCUAUGAAGACGUGUGUAUGAAUAAGUGAGCGAAACAUAAUUGUUGAAUGUUUCCUAGAUAUGUAUCAGGACUCUAUAAAGUAUACGUAUGUGACAAACGGUAGGGUGUUUAAUGAAUUGUACAUUUGUGAAUAGCACAAAAAAUUCGCGGGUGAGAAGUUUAUGCGUUAGACAACAUCCCAUAAACACGAAUGCUUCAAAAUUCAUGGAAUCAAAGGCAUGGUGGGACGGGGUGGGUGGUAGAGAAUUAGAAAAUUGUUACAACCCUGUGCUAGAAACAGUGGAAAGUGUAUAUAGAAAUCGCUUGAAUAUGUUAAUUAUGUUACGGCUUGCUGUUAAGAUACCAGUUUUAUAAAAUUUUAAGGCGUCUACUGGUGUUAUGGAAGAAACUAAUAUGACACCCAGGAACAAAUUGCGGGGUUCGAAUUCGAUGGGAAUGGGUAGCUUCAGCAUACAAGGACGUACCUAUGGCUCACAAGGAUCAAUAAACAACUUCCAUUCUGUGUUCAAUGGUGGCGGUGAUACCGGUUCGCCACCUGUGCUUGAUUUAUCGGAGUUUCCCUCUCUGACCAACAGAGGGCAACCUGAGCCCGUACCUCAGCCAAGUCCGAUGCAGAGCAAACAAACAUAUGGUAGGCCACUUAGGGCGGCAUUAAAUCCUACCAAGAGCUCACAUACUGAUAACAGUCCAGCGUUGAUGCGCCAUAGUCCAGAGGUUAACACAGGUGGAGCAACGAGAUUACACAAGCCAAAAGGGGCACGACCAGUCAGAUCGACAAUAAAUCCAUCCAAAAAUUGUCACUCUGAGCACAUUCCAGGCCUCACCUCUCAGAGCCAGGACAUCGACAUGGGAAGAGCAUCUGCAAGUAGACUGUUGAAAAACCAAGUAACUGUGGUGAAGGCACCACCAUCAGAAACAAAUGAAUUUACAAUGAGCUCGGAGGACUUCCCUGCACUGCCUGGUACUCAGAGGACAGAAGGACCAUCUCCCGGUGGAAGUUUAUCAGUGGAAAAGAAUCUCUCUGUAUCGAAUUCAGAUAUUGGACAAGAAACAACUGUUGGAAAUAGGGCACCUGGUGCUGAGAAGUCGCAGACCAAAAGAGGAAUACAAACAUCCCCUGAUGGUAAAGUGACGAGGAUUCCGGGAAGUAUGGUCAAGGACCAAUUUGGUAUGGUUGGUCUUCUAACAUUUAUUAGGGCCGCAGAAACAGAUCCUAAUUUGGUUUCCUUAGCCCUGGGUCAAGAUUUGACAGCACUUGGUUUGAAUUUGAAUUCACCUGACAAUCUGUACCCUAACUUUGGAGGGCCGUGGGCAGAAACACCGUGCCGACCUCAGGAUAUUGAUUUCCAUGUGCCUCCUGAAUAUCUUAUUAACCCUAAUAUAAGAGACAAACUGGGUCCAGUGAAAUUGAACCGGUACAAAGAUGACUUGUUGUUUUAUAUGUUUUAUACAAACAUUGGUGAUGUGGCACAGUUGGCUGCAGCAACAGAGUUGUACAACAGGGAGUGGCGGUAUCACACAGAAGAGAAGGUUUGGAUUACACAAGCACCAGGAAUGGGAGCUGUUGAAAAGACUUCGACAUACGAACGUGGUACAUACUUCUUUUUUGAUGCACAAAAUUGGCGAAAAGUGGCUAAGGAAUUUCACCUUGACUACAAUAAGCUGGAGGGCAGACCUCAAAUGCCAUCAACGAUUAAUCAGUCCCAAACUGUCAUGUAAUUUCGUUUUAUAAAUAUAUAUUUUUGAAUAAAAUAUGCAAAAAUAGUAAUAUAUGUGGACACUGUAAGUAUGCAAGAGAAAAUGAAGUAAGAGGCACAGCAAAAGCGGAUUUCUAUUUUCUGAGUACGUUUUUAUCUUUUAAUGUCACAUUCUACAUGAUUCGUCGGGUGUGGCUCUCAGCGUAACAUUGCCAGAAGUGUACUGUGUAAUACAUAAUUGUAUUUACAAGAGUAGUGAUCUGCAGACUGGUAUCAUGUUCAACAAAAGGAAGAAAGGACUUAUUUUCCUUCAGUUAUGUUGUCAAUAAUUUGAUUAGUUCAGUUUUGUAUGUUUUGUUUUAUUUCAUUUCUUAAUUGUGUUGUUUGUAUGAGAACCUGUUUACAACAUUCAUGUAUAUGUACAUAUUGUAUGUCGAGCUGUCUCUAAAAUUUGAGACAGCCAGAAUCGUGAACUUAUUAUAUGCAUUUAAAUGGUUAUUGUUAUGAAGAAUCCUGAAUAUUUUAUUUUUCCCUUGUAACAUAGAUUUUUUUUACAUAUCUUUACUGUAACUUCUACUUAUGUGACUGACCUGCUUUAAUCAAGCUAAUAUCUGAAACACAAGCAGAGACAGUAGUCAUGUGCUUUUAGAUUUGGAUUGUGCACAUGAUACUGUUUAAGUUCUACUGUAACAUCUGACACUCUUCCUCAUUGUUGCUACAUACAUUCUUUGUCUGUGCCUGAUGAACUAUAAAUUUUAUUUGGCAAUCCAAAAUGUGUGUGGAGGGCCUUCAUUUUGACAUAAUAUCAAAAUUUCACUUCUAAUUUAUUGUUUCGCAUCACAGUGGAAAUAAUAUUUAGUUUGUGUGCCUUCCAAAGCCUACUUUUGAAGCAGAUUUUCAAAAACCACUCAGGUACAAAACAUCUUUAAUUAUUCAGUUUUGAUGACUUUGCCUGGAAGAAUAUCUGCUGUUCUAUUAUGACAAUAUUAUGAAAAGGAAAGAUUGCUACUCCCUGUAUCACGGAGACAUUGAAUCGCAGACAUACACAACAGACUGCCAUACUUGUUAAGCUUUUGGCCAAAAGGCCUUUUUCUAAAGUAAAAACACCAUGCAAGCACAACUUGCAUAUGCAAAUGAUGAUUGUCUCUGGAAACUGAGGCCUCAGUGGCCAGACACCGUGGUCGCCUGCACAAGGGUGUGUGUGUGUGUGUGUGUGUGUGUGUGUGUGUGUGUGUGUGUGUGUGUGUGUGUGUGUGUGUUUACAUUAAAGGAAGGCCUUUUGGCCAAAAUCAAAAUCUUUUCAUUGUGUAUGUCUGCAUCUCAACAGCUCCUCUAUAUGCUGAGUAGCAAUCUAUCCUUUGCAUAAUAUUCUCAUUAUUCCAUCCUGGAUUUUUCAUUGUUUGCUGUUCUAGAAUUGUUCACUACUGUUGGUAUUUUUCACUUUUUACC